Messenger RNA from Trematomus bernacchii (emerald rockcod), 851 nucleotides. RefSeq names its product ELOVL fatty acid elongase 8a (gene elovl8a). The coding region runs from base 1 to 813 and encodes 270 amino acids. Gene Ontology annotation, cellular component: endoplasmic reticulum membrane. Gene Ontology annotation, biological process: fatty acid elongation, monounsaturated fatty acid; fatty acid elongation, polyunsaturated fatty acid; fatty acid elongation, saturated fatty acid. The transcript has 8 exons. NCBI's taxonomy places the organism in Eukaryota, Metazoa, Chordata, Actinopteri, Perciformes, Nototheniidae. Gene Ontology annotation, molecular function: fatty acid elongase activity. The record is from RefSeq and is a predicted model, not a curated record.
AUGAAGGGUUUCCAUGCUCUCGCCAUUUGGCAGAAAUUACAAUUAUUCUACCAAGGGAUUCUGGGAAAUGGAGACAAGAGGACAGACAGUUGGCCUCUGGUCUAUUCUCCUGUGCCUAUCAGCUGCAUAUUUCUGUGCUACCUGCUCAUUAUAUGGUUGGGGCCGAAGCUGAUGAAGAACAGGCAGCCAGUCAACCUCAAACCCAUCCUGAUAGUUUACAACGUUGCCAUGGUCUGCCUGUCUGCCUACAUGUUCUAUGAGUUUACAGCCUCUUCCUGGUUGGCCAAAUACAGUCUCCUGUGCCAGCCAGUCGACUACAGUGACAGCCCACAGGCCACGAGGAUGGCCAGGGUAUGCUGGUGGUUCUACUUCUCAAAAGUAAUAGAGCUCAGUGACACUAUCUUUUUUAUCCUGAGAAAGAAGAACAGUCAGCUGACCUUCCUUCAUGUCUACCAUCACACCACAAUGAUCUUCAACUGGUGGGCUGGGGUUAAAUAUGUGGCUGGUGGCCAGUCUUUCCUGAUUGGUUUGAUCAACUCCCUGGUCCAUGUAGUGAUGUAUCUGUACUACGGAUUGGCAGCUUUUGGACCAAGCAUGACCAAAUACCUCUGGUGGAAGCGCUACCUCACCUCUCUGCAACUGCUCCAGUUUUUCAUCGUGACCAUCCACACCACCUACAACCUGUUUGCUGACUGUGACUUCCCCGACUCCAUGAACAUGGCUGUGUUCGCCUACUCCCUCAGCCUCAUCGCUCUCUUCAGUAACUUCUACUACAAAAGCUACCUCACCAAGACCAAGACAAAGGAGACGUAAGAGAAACAGAGGAAAGAAAGAAAAGAGCUGAUAUUAAA